AUGAUUGCAUUUGUGGCUGCCCAGAAUAACACGACGGCUGCUGCAACGACAACAGUUACAACACCAACAACAACAGUGAAAACUACCAUUGUGACUACGUCAACUACCAGCAAUGGAACAACAGCAACCCAAGCCCCAACUACAAGCAAUAGCACCAACAGUUCGACAACACAAUCGUCAACAACACAACCAUCGACAACACAACCAUCGACAACAUCACCGAUAACCACCACUGCCGAACCAGAGCGGAAAACUUUUGUGGUGAGAAAUGGCAGUGUUGACUGCAUCAUUCUGCAAAUGAAUGCCCAGUUUACUAUCAAGUAUAUGGAUGUCAAGAACAAGACGUUAGAAGCUAAAUUCAGUCUGCCCCAAAAUAGCAGUGCAGCAGUUGAAGGAAAUUGUUCGAAGGCUUUGGAGACAAUUACAAUAAAUAUGUACGAUAAUGCUGUCAGUAUGACCAUGAGAUUCACUAAUGAUGACAACAAUGUGGCAUUGGCAAAUGCCACUGUUGAAUGUGAAGAAUUCUUCAAACGGACAUUUUGA
Messenger RNA from Lingula anatina, 543 nucleotides. Its product is annotated as LAMP family protein lmp-1. The record is from RefSeq and is a predicted model, not a curated record. Gene Ontology annotation, biological process: establishment of protein localization to organelle. Gene Ontology annotation, cellular component: plasma membrane; late endosome membrane; lysosomal membrane. Lineage: Eukaryota; Metazoa; Brachiopoda; Lingulata; Lingulida; Lingulidae.